This is a messenger RNA of Phytophthora infestans T30-4, 753 nucleotides long. RefSeq lists its product as uncharacterized. The coding region runs from base 1 to 753 and encodes 250 amino acids. The transcript has 2 exons. The record is from RefSeq and is a predicted model, not a curated record. Lineage: Eukaryota; Oomycota; Peronosporomycetes; Peronosporales; Peronosporaceae.
AUGAGCCAGUACCUACAGUCACACCCACUCUACACUUACAUUUGCUUGCCCAAAGACUGGAACAAACGCCAGGCGAAACUCGUGUCGAUCCGAGAAGAAAAACUUCGCAACGCAUACAACUUCGUCAUGGAUCCCAAACGCAUCGUCGACAGUGACAAGACGACGUAUUCGGGUGAACUUUUUGAGUCUAUAGAUGGCGACUUCUGCGGCAUACGCUUCGAAAUUGUACAGUUCCCUGGAGUCAAGUCACUUCAGCAAGUCUACGAUGCGGCUUUGUACUACCUCACGAACAUGGAGAUCAGUAUUACGGAACGGCUCGGACACAUCACGGUGCUGGACGACUACGAGACAAUAGACGGCAGCGUGUACAACGCUCGGGUGCUGUCCACCGUUCACGACACAGUCACGAUGGAAACCAGCUCACUGUUGUUUCCGAAGAUGGAUCCCGAUGGGGAAUACGAAAUCGUAGUUCUCGAUUCUAUCGACGAGGACGAACUCUAUCCGUACAGCUCAGCCAAACGGGUGCGGAAGGAUGUGUCAGCUACUGCUGUCUUUACGGCCCGGAGGAAACCAACAGUCAAUGGAGAGGAGGGAGAACUCGUCGUGACGAUGAGAGGCUCAGCUUUCUUGAAGAUCCAUCGACCCCAAUUUGCUGCUCGGGAGGAUAUCCAGCAAGAGAUGGCAACAAACAUCAUGGCGUGGGGUGAUGUCAUGGUAAAGUCGAUCCGGAGUAUUGUGUAUGGGGCGUGCUAA